AUGAUGCCCUAUCGUGUAUCGUCCUUAUUUCAACAAUCAUUACUAGGAACAAUGGAUAAUUAUAAUCCUUAUUUUUCUUCUUCUCCCGCAUACAAUAUUCAAAAUGAAAAUUUAUCCAAAGUCGAAUUAUUUGAUUAUUCUCAUCCGAAUAAUAAUAAUAACAAUAAUAAUAAUAACUACUGGACAACACACAAUUUGUUAUCAAAUGUUUCUUCGACAUCAUCCAAUCUUAUACCAUCAGCGACAACAACUUCCUCUACGUUAACAAAUAAUCAAAGACCACAUCAAUCGAUUCGUACACCACCACCAUGUUUAACAGACAAAUUAAACGAAACACAUUUAUCUCAAACAAACACAACAAAUAUAUCCGCACUUCAUCAUCAUACACAUUUACAUCAACAUUUGUAUUCUGCUAAUAAUCAUCGUUCAUCGAUUACCGAUCUUGAUAUGAAUCCAAAUUGGAAUAAUCUAAAUGGUGGCAGUGGAGACUAUCAUCAUAUGACUACACCCUCGUUUCGUCAAUAUUCAACAUCGUCUUGCCUCUAUCCUAACAAUAUUUAUGGUGAACAUCAGUGUCCAAUCAAAUUUGAAAUUGAAUACAAUCCUCGAUCAACAACAUCCUCUGCUUAUUCGCAUGUUCCAACAGAUCAACUUCGUCUACCACAAGAUUUACAAAAUAUUUGUAAAAGUGAACAAUUAUUAACAACGAAUCUCGACUCAACAUCAGCUGAUAUUUAUACAAAUGGUCCAUGUAUUUCACAACCACAACCACACCGACAACAAAAACAACAAUUUGAGUGGUUAAAAUCACAUCAUCCACAAAAACAGCAUGUCCAAAACGGUAAGAAAACUAGUAAGGUCAAUUUUUUAUUUCAAUUACGAAACGUUUUGUUUAUUUAUUAA
Molecule: messenger RNA, 903 nt
Organism: Didymodactylos carnosus
Lineage: Eukaryota; Metazoa; Rotifera; Eurotatoria; Philodinida; Philodinidae
Source: the annotation of a GenBank genome assembly